CGUACAUAGCCCUUGUUGUUGAGCCUUCAUCUGUUUAAAAUUGUAGUCAAUAAACACUGUCCUUGUCCGAACCCGACAUGGAACGGAUUGUAACGGCGCGGGAUUGAUAGGCAAAACUAAUCACGAAUGACAGACAGCCCAAACCGGCUCUAUAGCACCUUCGUCCCUUUUUUUCCUCCUCCUCCCAUGUCCAGUGUUUCCUCCUUCCCUCGUUAUGAUUUACGAACCGGCCUGUACAAUACUCUAUUUCUCAUCCAUUCCGCUUCCUCGUUUCGGCUACUGGCUCUUUUAGGUAUAAUAUUCCGCUUAGAUCCCGUCUCGGCAGCUCCAGCAAUUACCGCGCAAUUCCAACAACGAGAUGACCAGAGCACAAGUUCCUCAAGUUCAUACAGAAUAUGGGUUCCAAUACUUGUCGUUGUCCUCGUCGUGGCUAUCAUUGCACUCUAUGUUUAUUCAGUCAAAGCGAACAAUGGGGGAGGAAUUCCACGAGCUCUUUCUAACUUCAGCCGUGCUGCAGCGAUUGGCACUGGUACAAUGAUGCCCACAACUACUGAGCUCACUGCUGAUCAAUUGACUGGAAACGCCAGUACCACUUCAGCCAAUGACGCGACCAAUGCAGCUAAUCAAACUAGGAGAGUCCGUAGGAAUCGAAGGACACCGUCUCAGAUAUCUACAACUUCGCUACCGGUAUAUAUGAAGGAGCCCGGAGAACAGGAAUUGGUGAUCAUUCGGGGUCCUCAGGAUAUGGAAGAUGUACCUUUGGAGAUGCCACCUCUUCACGAAGAUGGAGAACAAGAGCGUUACUCUCCUGUGCCUGACUCUCCUCAACAUAUGCCACUGCUAGAUGGUGACGACGGUGCAGUGGCAGAUGACUCUGCCGCAGCACUAUUACCCGAAGCCCACGAAGAGCCUCGUUCCCGUAGCAAUGAUGCCGGACGUAGACAUAGUGGCGGCAGUGCCCACACAGGGGAAUCGAGUUCGUUAGUCCGCGUUGAAACUAACGCUGAGACCGAAAACCCGGAUCCCCGAGGAGAUGCGCCAGCUUAUUUCGAGGUAGUCGAUCUUAAUGAUGAAGCCCAGCAGAGACCUCCGAUUCCGCCUAUACCGUCUUCAGAACCCACUCCAACGAAUAGUUCAAUGACGGCAGCUUCAUCCACAGCUUCAAGAGGGACAUCGAGCAGGCGAUCGCUGCGUAAUCUGUUUGGCUGGAGUGGCAGAAGUCCAAUGACUCCUCCUGGAUUGCCAUCGACUUCAGCACAAUCACAUGAACGGGCUGAUUCCGGUGGCGCGCUUUCGCUAGUGUCCACAAUGUCUCGGCCGUCUACCUCGAAUCGUCGCAGUCAUCGACCUUCACAAUCAUCUUCUUCAGUCUUCAGCGUUGUAAACCCCUUGAAUCGCAAAAAGUCUUCCGCGACUCUCAGUUCCAACCAUCUGACUUCCCCUUCGUCAAUAUCUCUUGCUUCCAUAUCUGCUCCACUCACACAUACCGUCGUCCGCACAGAGUUCACGUAUCCAAAAGCCGGGCCUACUCCUGAACAACUCAAGUUAAUCUCGAGUAGAGAGGCAUUUGCCAGAUUUGGAGUCCCGUAUGGGAAAGAUGCAAUUGCGUUCGCUGCUAGUACGCAGGACCUGAAUCCACCCCCGGAGUUUGAGAGCGAAGCGGGUACAUCUUCUUCGUCCCCACCAAGGUCACAAAGUCAGACUCGUGUAAUGGCUAGAGAGUCUAUUGGCCGCUCGAGUGAGAGUAGCGGAGAAAGCAAUGGGACAAAUGGGUCGAGUAGUUUAGAAACUCCGGAAAUCCGGGUGCAUGAGAGCUCGCGGCCUGUAUCCCUUUCCGUAGAGCCUGAUACACCAGCUACUACUGUCGAAUCUUCAUCACCUAGUCAGAAGGAGCCCAAGGUAUCACAUUUGACGCAGCCUUCCCCCUUAGUUGACUCUACUGUCUCUUCCAAAGACAUCGUAGAGAUUCCUGGAACAUCAAGCGAAACGCGGAUAUCUUCUUUAAACCACUCUCCGAAAGAUGAUGUAGUACCUCCUUCACAUUCUGCUGCACCUUCAGUCUCUCUAGCUCAGCAUGCUCCGCUCGCCUCCCCUUCUACGCCAACAAUAUCUUCCAAACCUCCCCCGACUUCCUUCCGCAACCCACCAGCCUCAGAAGCCCCUGCGCCCAGUCUCCGUUCCGAAUCCCGCACUUCCUCUUUCCGAUCCUUUGAAACUGCCAGAGAGUCGGUGAAUGAGCAUGGCAUCCUUAGUGUUGGUUCGGGUUCGGGAACGCCAACAAUGUCGGAUUCAGAGUAUUUCUCUGAACAAGAGACAGAGAUGGGCGAUUCUCGACCUGCGACGCCGAUCACUCAAACGUCAAUGGCUUUGCCUGUACGCUUGCCAGAUGGUCGGGAUUCUUCUUAUCAUGUAUUAGAGGGGACAGAUACUACUAUUCGAGCAACGGCUUGAUUGGAUUUAGGAUAAUCGCGCUUCCUUCAGCAUGUUGCCCUGCCCAUAUAUCACAAUUGUCACUGCCGUCUCUUACAUUUAUUAUCCUAUAUCUAUCGACCGCGAUAUCUCCUCACAUACUUGAUUAUAUUGUUCUCUCG
This is a messenger RNA of Lentinula edodes (shiitake mushroom), 2591 nucleotides long. RefSeq lists its product as uncharacterized. NCBI's taxonomy places the organism in Eukaryota, Fungi, Basidiomycota, Agaricomycetes, Agaricales, Omphalotaceae. Bases 127 to 2451 code for a protein of 774 amino acids. The record is from RefSeq and is a predicted model, not a curated record. The transcript has 3 exons.